AUGGUCCAGCCAGCAGCCAGCACCCAGCAGUGGUCUUGCCAGCAGCCAGCAAUGGUCCAACCAGCAGCCAGCAGCGGUCCAGCAAGCAGCCAGCAGCCAGCAGCAAUCCUGCCAGCAGCGGUCCAGCCAGCUGUGGUGCAGCCAGCAGCCAGAAGCGGUCCAGCCACCAGCCAGCAGCAAUCCAGCCAGCAGUGGCCCAGCCAGCAGAUAGCAGCCAGCAGCCAGCAACCAGCAGCCAGCAGCCAGCAGCGGUCCAGCCAACUGCCAGGAGCCAGCAGUGCUCCACUGAUCAGCCAGCAGUCAGCAGCGGUCUUGCCAGCAGCGUUCCAGCCAGCAGCCAGCAACUGUCCUGCCAGCAACCAGCACCGGUCCAGCCAGCAGUGGUCCAGCCAGCAGCCACCAACAAUCCAGCCAGCAGCGGUCCAGCCAGUAGCCAGCAAUGAGCAACCAGAAGCGGUCCUGCCAGCAGCCAGCAGCGAUCCAGCAAGCAGCCAGCAGCCAGGAAAAGUCCUGGCAGCAGCCAGCAGCAGUCCAGCCAGCAGUGGUCAAGCCAGCAGCCAACAGCCAGCAGCGGUCCUGCCAACAGCCAGCAAUGGGCAAUCCAGCAGCCAGAAGCGGUCCUGCCAGCAGCCAGCAUUGGUCAAGCCAGCAGCCAGCAGCGAUCCAGCCAGCAGUGUUCCAGCCAGCAGCAGUCCAGCCAGCAGCCAGCAGUGGUCCAGCCAGCGGCCAGCAGCGGUCCCAGCCAGCAGGGCCAGCAGCGGUCUAGCCAACUGCCAGGAGCCAGCAGUGCUCCACCGAUCAGCCAGCAGACAGCAGCGGUCCUGCCAGCAGCCAAAAACUGUCCAGCCAACAGCCAGCAGCGGUGCUGAGACUAGCGUUCCAGCCAGCAGCCAGCAACUGUCCUGCCAGCAGGCAGCACCAGUCCAGCCAGCAGCGGUCAAGCCAGCAGCCAGCAGCGAGGAAAAGUCUUGGCAGCAGUCGGCAGCAGCAGUCCAGCCAGCAGCGGUCAAGUCAGCAGCCAGCAGCGGUCCAGCCAGCAGCCAACAGCCAGCAGUGGUCCAGCCAGCAGCCAGCAGCGGUCCCAGCCAGCAGUCAUCCAGCCAGCAGCCAGCACCAGUCCAGCCAGCAGCGAUCAUGCCAGCAGCCAGCAACGGUCCAGCCAGCAGACGGCAGACAGCAGCAGUCCUGCCAGCAGCCUGCAGCGGUACAGCCAGCAGCAGUCCACCCAGAAGCGAACCAGCCAGCUUUGGUCCAGCAAGCAGCGUCCCAGCCACCAGCCAGCAGCGGUCCAGCCAGCAGCCAGCAGCCAGCAGCGGUCCUGCCAUCAGCCAGCAGCAGUCCAGCCAGCAGCCAGCAGCAGUAGUGUCAGUAGCCAGCAGGAGUCCAGCCAGCAGCCAGCAGCCAGUAGUGGUCCAGCCAGCAGCCAGCAACCAGCAGCCAGCAGCAGUCCUGCCAGCAGCCAGCAGUGUUCCAGCCAACAGCCAGCAGCCAGCAGCAGUCCUGCCAGCGGCCAGCAGCACUCCAGCUAGCAGCGGACAAGCCAGCAGCCACCUGCAACCGUCCAACAAGCAGACAGCAGCGAUCCCAGCGAGCAGUGGUCCAGCCAGCAACCAGCAGCCGUUCAGCCACCAGCCAGCAGCGGUCCUGCCAGCAGCUAGCAGCGAUCCAGCCAGGAGCGUCCCAGCCAGCAGCAAGCAGCCAGCAACAGUCUUGCCAAUAGUCAGCAACGGUCCAGCCAGCAGCCAGCAGCGGUCCCAGCCUGCAGUGGUCCAAGCCAGCAGCGGUCCAGCCAGCAGUGGUCCAGCCAGCAGCCAGCAGCAGUUCCGCCAGCAUCGUGAAGCCAGCAGCCAGCAGGCAGCAGCAGUCCUGCCAGCAGCCAACAGCAGUCCAGCCAGCAGCCGGCAGUGGUUGCGCCAGCAGCCAGCUGUGGUCCUGCCAACAGGCAGCAGACAGCAGCGUUUCUGCCAGCAGCCAGCAUCGGUCCAGCAUGCAGCGGUCCAACCAGUAGCGUUCCAGCCAGCAGCGGGCCAGCCAGAAACAAGCUGUGGUCCAGCCAGCAGCCAGCAGCAGCAGCGGUCCAGCCAGCAGCAAGGAGCGGUCCAGCCAGCAGCCAACAGCGGUCCUGGCAGCAGCCAGCAGCGGUCCUGCAAGCAGCCAGCAACCAUUAGCAAGCACCAGUCCAGCCAGCGGCCAGCAGCAGUCCAGCCAGCAGCGGACGAGCCAUCAGCCAGCAGCGGUCCAGCCAACAGCCAGGAGACAGCAGCUGUCCUGCCAUCAGCCGGCAACCGUCCAACAAGCAGCCAGCAACAGUCCCAGCGACCAGUGGUACAGCCAGCAGCCAACAGCGGUCCAGCCAUCAGCCAGCAGCUAGCAGCGGUCCAGCCAGCAGCGGUCCAGCCAGCAGCGGUCCAGCCAGCAGCGGUCCAGCCAGCAGUGUUCCAGCCAGCAGCCAGCAACCAGCAGCAGUCCAGUCAGCUGCCAGCAGCGGUACAGGCAGAUGUAGUCCAGCCAGCAGCGGUCCAGACAGCAGCUGACCAGCCAGCAGCGGUCCAGCCAGGAGCCAGCAGCCAGCAGCAGUCCUGCCAGCAGCGGUCCAGCCGGCAGCGGUCCAGCUGGCAGCGGUUCAGCCAGCAGCCAGCUGUGGUCCAGCCAGCGGCCAGGAACCAGCAGCGGUCCAGCCAACAGCCAGCAGUGGUCCAGCCAGCAGCCAGCAGCCAGCAGUGGUCCAGAAAGCAGCCAGCAGACAGCAGAGGUCCUGCCAGCAGCCCGCAGCAGUCCAGCCUGCAGCCAGCAGCGUUCCCAGCCAGCAGUGGUCCAGCCAGCAGCCCGCAGCAGUCCAGCCAGCAGCCAGCAGCGGUCUUGCCAGCAGCUACCAGCAGUCCAGCCAGAAGCGGUCCAGCCAGCAGCCAGAGGCAGACCUGCCAGCAUCCAGCGGCGGUCAAGCCAGCAUUGAUCCAGCCAGCAGCCAGCAGCGGUCCUUUCAGCAGCCACCAGCCAGCAGUGGUCCUGACAGAAGCCAGUAGCGGUCCAGCGAGCAGUGGUGCAGCCAGCAGCGGUCCAGCAGCAGCGGUCCAACCAGCAGCAGUCCACUGGCAGCGGUGCAGCCAGCAGCGGUUCAGCCAGCAGCGGUCCAGCUGCAGCCAGCAGCGGUUCAGCCUGCAGCGGUCCAGCCAGCAGCCAGCAGCGGUCCAGCCAGCAGCCAGCAGUGGGACAGCCAGCAGCCAGCAUAGGUCCAAGCCAGCAGCGGUCCAGCCAGCAGUGGUCCAGCCAGCAGCCAGCAGCAGUUCCGCCAGCAUCGUGAAGCCAGCAGCCAGCAGGCAGCAGCAGUCCUGCCAGCAGCCAACAGCAGUCCAGCCAGCAGCCGGCAGUGGUUGCGCCAGCAGCCAGCUGUGGUCCUGCCAACAGGCAGCAGACAGCAGCGUUUCUGCCAGCAGCCAGCAUCGGUCCAGCAUGCAGCCAGCAACCAUUAGCAAGCACCAGUCCUGCCAGCGGCCAGCAGCAGUCCAGCCAGCAGCGGACGAGCCAUCAGCCAGCAGCGGUCCAGCCAACAGCCAGGAGACAGCAGCUGUCCUGCCAGCAGCCGGCAACCGUCCAACAAGCAGCCAGCAGCAGUCCCAGCGACCAGUGGUCCAGCCAGCAGCCAACAGCGGUCCAGCCAUCAGCCAGCAGCUAGCAGCGGUCCAGCCAGCAGCGAUCCAGCCAGCAGCAAGCAGCCAGCAGCAGUCUUGCCAGCAUUCAGAAAAGGUCCAGCCGGCAGCCAGCAGCAGUCCCAGCCAGCAGUGGUCCAGCCAGCAGCCUGCAGCGGUCCAGCCAGCAGGCAGCAGUGGGCCAGCCAGCAGCCAGCAGAGCAUCGUGAAGCCAGCAGCCAGCAGGCAGCAGCUUACCUGCCAGCAGCCAGCAUUGGUCCAGCAUGCAGCAGUCCAACCAGUAGCGUUCCAGCAGCAGCGGUCCAGCCAGCAACAAGCUGUGGUCCAGCCAGCAGCCAACAGCCAGCAGCGGUCCAGCCAGCAGCGGUGCAGCCAGCAGCCUGCAUCGGUCCAGCCAGCAGCCAGCAGCGUUCCCAGCCAGCAGUAUUCCAGCCAGCAGCAGUCCAGCCAGCAGCGGUUGCGCCAGCUGCCAUCAGCAGUCCAGCCAGCAGCCAGCAGCCAGCAGUGGUCCUGCCAGGAGCCAGCUGCGGUCCAGCCAGGAACCAGCAGUGGUCCUGCCAGCAGCCAGCAGCGGUCCAGCGAGCUGUGUUCCAGCCAGCAGCAGUCCCAGUCGACAGUGGUCCAGGCAGGGGCCAUCUAG
Schistocerca piceifrons (Central American locust) is the source of this 4287-nucleotide messenger RNA. RefSeq names its product nascent polypeptide-associated complex subunit alpha, muscle-specific form-like. Lineage: Eukaryota; Metazoa; Arthropoda; Insecta; Orthoptera; Acrididae. The transcript is spliced from 6 exons. Bases 1 to 4287 code for a protein of 1428 amino acids. The record is from RefSeq and is a predicted model, not a curated record.